This is a messenger RNA of Lolium rigidum, 1663 nucleotides long. RefSeq lists its product as uncharacterized. NCBI's taxonomy places the organism in Eukaryota, Viridiplantae, Streptophyta, Magnoliopsida, Poales, Poaceae. The transcript has 2 exons. The coding region runs from base 500 to 1561 and encodes 353 amino acids. Gene Ontology annotation, molecular function: protein dimerization activity. The record is from RefSeq and is a predicted model, not a curated record.
GCCCAGCCUGCCUCCCUCUCCUCGCCAGCCUCCACUUACCGCCGCUCGGCGCUCGCCCUUCGUUUCUCGCGCAGCUCGCCACUCAGCCAGAUCGAGUCUGCAGAUUGAUUAUGAAGAGAAAGAGUGAUAGCCAAAUUGCAUCUCUUUUCCGGAAUCGUGAAGCGAAGAUUGCAUCUAGUUCAUUGCCCUUGGUUGUACUUGUAGCUGAUGAGCAAACCGAAGACCCAAGGCAUUCCGCACCUCCUGUCCAAUCUGAUUCCGAGAGUGAGAAUGAAACAGAAGAUGCAAUACCAGAUCCACCAUCACCAGAACGACCAAGUGCAACAUCAUAUGAUGCUCACUUCAUGCCGUAUGAUCCAGGGGAAAGGGUUCCUAUUUCUGCAUAUGCUGUCAAUGAUCAGGAUGUUGUUCGGAGAGGAUAUAUCGCAAAAGGCCCAUGCCAACCAUAUUCACAUGACUUCGAAACCAGAAAAAUAUAUGGCGUAAGUCGGCACUUGAAAUGGGUGAAAUUGAAAGUGGAAGUGGAUUGAAUCAAGAAAUGGGUUUAUCUAGACCCGGUGAUACUCGGUGGGGUUCUCACUUUAAAACCAUCCUACACAUUGUUGAUAUGUACUCCACAAUCCUUGAAGUGCUAGUAAGGAUUGGAAAGGAUCCUUCUCAAAAGAGUGAGUGGUCAAGAAUACGUGGAAUUGCUGCCGCCUUUGAAUCAUUUGACUUUGUUUUCAAUCUUCACUUGAUGCUUGUUAUUCUUGGAUACACAAAUGACUUGUCUAUAUCUCUGCAAAAGAAGGAUCAAGAUAUUCUUAAUGCAAUGGAUCUUGUUAGAUUGGCAAAGGAUCAAAUGCAACGUAUGAGGUCUAAUGGAUGGGAAGGAUUUCUUGCAAAGGUGACAUUGUUUUGCAACAAACAUGGCAUUGGAGUUCCUUCACCGGAGGAUAAUUACGUGGCUCAUGGUAGAUCACAUCGGUAUUAUGAAAUACAAACAAAUGAUGAUCGGUAUAGAAGAGAAGUGUAUCUUGGUGUCGUUGAUCAAAUUAUUCAAGAGCUUGAUAAUCGGUUUGAUGAGGUUAACAUGGAGUUGCUUAUUUGCAUGUCGGCUUUGAAUCCCCUCAAUUCAUUUGCUUCUUAUGGUGCACAAAAGGUAAUGAAACUUGCAAGCUUCUACCCCAAUGAAUUUCCAAGCUUGUCUUUGAUAAGGCUUGAAUUCCAACUUGAUACCUUUAUCAAUGAUAUGAGAAGGGAUGAUAGGUUUAAAUGUGUAAAUCAUCUUGGUGAGCUCUCUAUUAAGCUUGUUGAAACAAACAAGCAUGUUGUUUAUGAUCUAGUCUACUUACUUCUCAAGUUGAUAUUGCUCUUACCGGUGGCGACGGCGAAUGUUGAAAGAGCAUUUUCUUCAAUGAGUCUAGUGAAAAACAAGUUGAGAAAUAGUAUGGGUGAUGACCUCUUGAACUAUUGCUUAGUGACAUUUAUUGAGCGAGAUGUGUUCUUGAAAGUAAGUGAAGAUGACAUAGUUGAAACCUUCAUGGGAAUGAAAGAACGUAGAUUUACCAAAUCCAAGUGAUGUAAUUUUCUAUAUUUCAUUUCAUAAUGUAAGACUUGGUUAAUGUUUUGAGCUAUUUGUAUUGGAAUCAUGUAAAACUGAAACCUAUGUGUUGAUCUACAA